UGAAUAGGAUACAUUCGAUAGUUGUGUGAUUUGAAUUGAGGUGAAAUUCGGGACCGAAACGUAAGCUAAAAUAUGUUGAAAAUAACGACAUAAUAACAAUUUUUUUGGAGAAUUAAAGAAGGACAGCCGAAGCCAUGGAUGAUAUUCGUUUCGAAUGGCUGAGAGACAAGGUCUAUCAUGCCUUGAACAUUUCUGAUCCCGAAGUUUUUGAGGAGUUGAUGAAUCGAGAUGACGGCGAAUAUGAAAUGGGCCUUGCCAAAUUUCUAAAUGAAACUCCAGAGGAAGGCAAAUCAGCUGCCAUAUUUUACAAAAGAGUUCAACAAGAGGAAAGAGAGGUUGAAAUAGAAAUCGAACCCUCAGAGACAGAUGGCCUCCUUGAAAUCAUGGAUGAUAACUUGUUGGGUGCCACACCCAUCGAAGAGACUCCGCCCACUCCUGCAGAACUGGCCGAAACACCCACGGAAGAGAAGGGAAAGAAGAAAAAGAAGAAGAAAGGAAAGAGGAAUCAAUCGGCAAGGACAGACGCUCAGCCAGAACCAGAGACACCCCGUGAAGAACCUAAACCACCUGAACCUGAACCUGUGGAAGAUAUAGAUCUAGAUGCUCCAUCCCCGGAUAAACAACCUACAACAAAAAUUGUCAGAGAGACCUUCAUGCGCACGCUGCUGUACAUGUGCCAUGGACACGUACCGGAGCAGGUUGCGGAGGAAGACUGCAUUUACUUCAUCCGCAAUACACCGGGUAUGGUGGACCUACCCAACACCAUGGAUGAAGCACAAAACAUGCUACCAAAGUUCUUUGAGUACGGUAUCCUCAACGGUCAUUCUUUGGUCAUGCUGGAACAGAUUAUCACACAGGUGUACAUUCCCCUGCUGUCUUUUAGCGCUCACAAGAACGGCGAUGCUCCAACCGAAGCAGAGCAGAAAGCAGCUGCCCUCUCGUCCUCCUCCAAGGACAGCCUCGGCAUCCACCCGGAUGAUUCCGACGAGGAACAAGAAGAGGUCAACGUGGCUGAACUCCAGAAGCACGCUCUCUUGAGGGACGAUUUUCUCAUCAACAUGGAGAAGUUCGCCAAGCACAUCGAGCGCACCAUCCAGCAGAUCGAAGGGGAGGUGCGGCUGGACAUUCCGGAGCUCGGCACCGACGGAGACCCGAGCGAACUGGCCCAGAACGACGUCCUCAUACAUGAGAUCGAGAACGCAACGCUUGAAUGGACGAAACAGAUUGCAAGUGCCGUGGAGGUUCAGUUGAAGAAGACUCCUCAUGGAAACGGCCCACUUGCUGAGAUUGACUUCUGGCGAGAACGGAACGCAGCGUUGAGUGCUCUCAGCGAGCAAAUUAAGAUGCCAAAGGUCAAGAAGAUGCUGGACAUCCUGGCCAAGAAGGACGCCAUGGGUGACCAUGCCAUCCUGCAGAGCUUCGAUCUCAACAGGGCGGAGCUCAACAAGUACUACGUAGAGGCAAAGGACAAUGUCCGCUUCCUCAGCACCCUGGAGAGGCACUUCAAGAACCUGACGCAUGGUGCAGGGUUUCAGAUUGUCCUGGACACCAUCCCGUCCAUGAUGAAUGCCUUGCGUAUGGUGUGGAUCAUCUCUAGGCAUUACAAUACGGAUGAGCGUAUGAUUCCUCUGAUGGAACGAAUCGCUUGGGAACUGGCUGAGAGAGUUGAGAAGGUCAUUAACAUCAGGACCAUAUUCAAGGAUUCACCUGUGCAAGUGAAAGCCAAGACAGCAGAGGCCAAGAAGACCUUGGAGAUGUGGAAGGAGUGUUACCUUGAGGUCAGGGCCAAGAUUGAAGCCUCCGGACGCGAUGCCCGCUGGGAGUUUGACCGCAAGAAGCUCUUUGAACGGACGGACUACAUGGCCACCAUCUGCCAGAACAUCUAUGAUGUUGCACAGGUCCUUGAGGAAUUCUACAACAUCUUUGGACCUGAGCUGAAGUCUGUAACAGGUGAUCCACAGCGCAUUGAAGAUGUGCUGAAGAGAGUGGAUGGCCUUGUAGAACCUAUACAAGAUGUGACCUUUGAACCCUUCAGCCUGAAGCACCAGCUCCAAUGGCGUAAGGUCAUGGAGUGGUUUAACAAGGAGGUCGCAGCCAUAGAAGACGAGGCUAAGCAUUUCAUCGACGAGUCCUUCAAGACGCUACGCUCGGCAGAGGGCGCUUUUGACAUGCUGCUCAAGUUCAGACACAUCCGUUCACGCGAGGCCAUCAACUCGCAGAUGAUGAAGAAGUUCAAUGAUAUCCUCCUGCAGUAUGGCAAAGAGGUCGACACCGUACAAGCCCUGUUCAAGCAGUACCAGCACAACCCUCCCGUGUCUAAGAAUCAGCCUCCCGUAGCCGGAGCUAUCGCUUGGGAGCGAUCUCUCUUCCAUCGGAUCAAACACACCAUCAUCAGGUUCCAGAGCAUGGAGGACAUGCUCACCAGUGAAUACGGCAAAGCUGCAAGAAACAAGUACCUAGGUGUAGCCAGACAGAUGAAAGAAUAUGAGGACAGGAAAUACAAGGUGUGGCGUGAACACGUUGAGUUGAUUCUACCGGGCUUACUCAAGCGUAACCUCCUGACCCGACCCCAGGAUCAGAUGCCUUCAGGAAAGACACAUGAACACGCAGGGGGUGACGAUGGUGAUGAUACACACAGGUCAAUGGGUCUUAGUACGGAUACCAAGUAUGUAGUAGACUUUGCUCCAGACCUGUCAGAGAUCAUCACUGAGACCAAGUACAUGGAGCAGCUAGGAUUCUCCAUCCCUGAGCUUGCUCGUAAUGUAGCCCUACAGGAAGACAAGUAUCUCAGAUGGAAAGAUGGUCUGAAUCACAUGCUACAGAGAUACCAUGGUGUGAUAGCUUCCAUCGACUCUGCCGAGACCCAACUCCUUGAUGAGCACCUGAGAGAGCUGAGACGUACUCUCAAACCAGGACACAAACGUCUCAACUGGAACUCUCUUGGUAUCGCUGAUUAUAACACCAGAUGUGAACAGGCAAUCUCCAAAUUUGAGUCCCUGGUGAACCAGAUCCAGAAGAACGCCAAGGACAUCGAUGCUCGUCUGAGAGCCAUGGAGCUAGCUGAACUCUUCAAAGGUCCCCCUCCUCAGGUCAAAGAAGAUAUUCUACCAAGCUGCAAGGAAUUCUAUGACCACAUUGAGAGGGAGAGGCUUCACAUGUACGAGACGCUGUCCAGGAAGUACCGAGCCAUCGGACCUCUGCUCACCAAGAUGGAGGGUCUAGUGGUCCAUACUAACACUGGAAAGUCUCCACGUCUCAAUGCAUACUAUGCCUUCUGGGAGAGAAGAGUCUACGGGACUCUCAAAAGGAUGGUGAUCAGGAAUCUGUCUGAGUUCAACCGAGACACGGUCACCAACAAGCCUCUAUUCCAGAUAGAAGCCAUGCUAUCUGCCCCAGAGAUCAUCCUAGCCCCGGCAGCUAAUGAGAUCUACAAGCUCACCAUGCAGUGUGUCAGAGACCUGGUGGAAGGAACCAAGAACUUUGUGCGUUGGAUGCACGGCACCUGCAUCGAGACUCCGCCACAGAACGUGGACGGCGAGGAUGAGCCGUACAUCUUCAGUUUCUUCUCGGACAUCUCAGCAGACCCUGCGGUCAUCGAGCUGGUCCAGACCACCUCAACGUCCAUGCAGAAGUCACUGACCAACCUCACCAAAUAUCUCAACAGCCCUAAAUGGAAGAGAUACAGACCCCUGUGGAAGUUGGAUAAGACCAUCAUGCUUGAGAAGUUUGCUAGCAAGAAUCCAACCUGUGUGGCGUAUGAUGACAAGCUACAGUUCUACUCCAAGCUAGCUACUGAGGUCGGGAACCAGCCCAAGAUCAAGGAUGAGGACUGCGUCCGUCUCCACAUGAAGCUCCUUGCCGACACUGUCCGAGACCACGCCCGCAAGUGGGUGGAGUCCCUCGGCCAGCUCCUGCAAGAUGCUGUCAAGGAAGAUCUGAUGGGUCUCAAGACUGAACUCACGGGCUUAGCCUCUGAUUUGAAGCGAGCUCCAGACACGCUUGAGGAUCUCAAGUUCGUGCUGCGUGUCAUCUCGGACAUCCGGGACAUGUCUCUGACCGUUGACAUGCGCAUCGCAGACAUCCUGGAGCGCUACCGCACCCUGGCCAUGUACAACCUACCCGUGACGGGGGAAGAGACGGAGACCUGUCUGAAUAUCAAGCAGAUGUGGGAUGAUCUGGCCAUGGAGUCAAAGCACGUUGAUGCGAGCCUAGUGGUGGUCAAGAAGAAGUUCACUGAGAUCACCCAAGUACAGAUAGGUGGCUUCAGCAAGGAGCUAAACAGCUUCCAAGACCGUUUCAAGAUGGGUGGUCCUGGAGCAGUAGGCAAUGAUCUAGACAAAGGUGUUGAACUGCUGGAGCAAUUCAAGAAGGAAAUGGCCAACUAUGAGAGAGACAGACAGGAGUUAGCCAACGCUGAGAAACUGUUUGAUCUGCCUAUCACAAUGUAUCCUGAACUGGUCCAGGUCCAGAAGGAAAUGAAUGGUCUGGAUAAGACCUAUGAAAUCUACAAAAAUCAAAAGGCUGCUCGUGAGGAAUGGGCUCAGACUCUUUGGGCCAACCUGAACGUGAAUCACCUGGUGGAUGGUAUCGAGGGCUUCAUCAAGACCCUCAAGAAGCUCCCCCGUGACAUCAAGGGCUCCCGUACCGCUCAGAUGGUGGAAGGCCGUAUGAAAGAGUUCAGGGAUUCUAUCCCACUCUUUGUGGACCUCAAGAACGAGGCUCUCAGAGAGCGCCAUUGGAAGGAGUUGAUGGUCAAGACUGGACAGUCCUUUGACAUGAACCCGGACACCUUCACACUGGACAACCUCUUUGCUAUGGAGCUUCAUAACUUCAAGGAAGUCAUUGCUGACAUCGUUACCAGUGCUUCUAAAGAGUUGAGCAUUGAAAAGGGUAUCAAGGAAGUGACCGAGGUAUGGGAAGGCAUGAAGUUCAACGUCAUCAAGUACAUGAAGGGCACCCAGGAGCGAGGUCACAUCGUAGGAGCGGUGGACGAGGUCAUGCAGAUACUGGACGACAACUCCAUGAAUCUUCAGAGCAUGUCCGCUUCACGUUUCAUCGGUCCUUUCCUCAACCAGGUCCAGAGCUGGGAGAAGAGUCUGUCCCUGAUUGGAGAGGUCCUGGAGGUUUGGUUGGUGGUGCAGCGGAAGUGGAUGUACCUUGAGAGUAUCUUCAUCGGUGGUGACAUCAGAUCACAGCUUCCAGAGGAGGCCAAGAAGUUUGAUGCCAUCGACAAGACUUUCAAGAAGAUCAUGCAUGAUACAGUGGCAAACCCCAAGAUCAAGGAUGCCUGCCACGCCCCAAACCGUCUGCAGGAUCUGGAGAUGAUCAGCACCGGUCUUGAGAAGUGCCAGAAGAGUCUCAACGACUACCUGGACUCCAAGAGAAAUGCCUUCCCCCGUUUCUUCUUCAUCUCUGACGAUGAGCUGCUAUCCAUCCUGGGAAGCAGUGAGGCUACCUGUGUCCAGGAACAUAUGAUCAAGAUGUUCGACAACAUUGCGUCGCUGAAAUUCCAAGAGGGCAACAACAAGGAGACGACCGCCCUAGCGAUGGUGUCUGCGGAAGGGGAGAUGAUGAACUACAGGCAGGUGGUGACCGCUGAGGGCAGGGUAGAGGAUUGGAUGACCUGCGUCCUGGAGGAGAUGAGAAGAACCAAUCGACUCAUCACCAAAGAAGCCAUCUUUACUUACUGUGAAACCAAAUCUAGGGUUGAGUGGAUGUUCAUCUACCAAGGUAUGGUUGUCCUGGCAACCAAUCAGAUUUGGUGGACGUGGGAGGUGGAGGAUGUCUUCCAGAAGGUCAGGCAAGGUGACAAGGUCGCCAUGAAGACGUACGCCAAGAAGAUGCACAAACAGAUCGAUGACCUUGUAGUCCAGGUUCGAUCACCUCUGACCAAGAAUGAAAGGCUCAAGUUCAACUCUGUUCUCAUCAUUGAUGUACAUGCCAGAGAUAUCAUUGAUGGAUUUGUGAGAGACAGUAUCCUAGACGCCAAGGAGUUUGAAUGGGAGAGUCAGCUACGGUUCUACUGGGACCGUGAUUCAGACGAGCUCAAUGUACGGCAGUGCACAGGAACCUUCGGCUAUGGUUACGAGUACAUGGGACUGAACGGUAGACUGGUUAUCACUCCUCUCACCGACAGAAUCUAUCUCACCCUCACACAGGCAUUGUCCAUGCAGCUGGGAGGUGCUCCAGCCGGCCCUGCUGGUACAGGCAAGACAGAGACCACCAAGGAUCUGGCCAAGGCUCUAGGUCUACUCUGUGUGGUUACCAACUGUGGUGAAGGCAUGGAUUACAAGGCUGUUGGCAAGAUUUUCUCCGGUCUGGCACAGUGUGGUGCUUGGGGUUGCUUUGACGAGUUCAACCGUAUCGACGUCUCCGUACUGUCUGUCAUCUCAUCUCAGAUUCAGACCAUUAGGAACGCUCUCAUCCAUAACCUCAAGAGAUUCCAGUUUGAGGGCAUGGAGAUUGCAAUGGACAACCGUAUGGGUAUCUUCAUCACCAUGAACCCUGGGUACGCCGGUCGUACCGAGCUUCCUGAGAGUGUGAAGGCCCUCUUCAGACCGGUGGUUGUCAUCGUGCCUGAUCUACAGCAGAUCUGUGAGAUCAUGUUGUUCUCUGAAGGUUUCCUCUUCGCAAAGGUGCUGGCAAAGAAGAUGACUGUGCUCUACAAACUAGCCAAGGAGCAGCUGUCUAAGCAGUACCAUUAUGACUUUGGUUUGAGAGCUCUCAAGUCUGUGCUUGUCAUGGCUGGUGAACUCAAAAGAGGCUCUGCAGAAUUGCCAGAGGAUGUUGUGCUGAUGAGAGCACUCCGUGACAUGAACCUGCCCAAGUUUGUCUUUGAGGAUGUGCCUCUCUUCUUGGGUCUCAUCUCCGAUCUCUUCCCUGGUCUGGACUGUCCUCGUGUCAGGUAUCCCAACUUCAACGAUGCCGUAGAGCAGGCCCUUGAGGAGAACAACUACGUUCUCCUAGAACACCAGGUUGAUAAGGUAGUCCAGAUGUAUGAGACCAUGUUGACCCGUCACACCACCAUGGUAGUAGGACCUACAGGAGGCGGCAAGACAGUGGUCAUCAACACACUCUGCCAGUCUCAGACCAAGCUAGGAAUUCAUACCAAGCUCUUUGUGAUGAACCCCAAAGCAAUGAGUGUCAUCGAGCUCUAUGGCAUCCUGGACCCUAUCACCCGUGACUGGACCGACGGUCUCCUCUCAAACAUCUUCCGAGAGAUCAACAGACCCACGGACAAGACCGAUCGCAAGUACAUCCUCUUCGAUGGUGACGUCGACGCCCUGUGGGUGGAGAACAUGAACUCAGUGAUGGACGACAACAGGCUUCUGACCCUGGCUAAUGGAGAGAGGAUCCGUCUUCAGAAGCACUGCGCUCUGCUCUUCGAGGUGUCGGAUCUCCAGUACGCUUCACCGGCCACCGUCUCCCGCUGUGGUAUGGUGUACGUGGAUCCCAAGAACCUUGGCUACCAUCCGUACUGGCAGCGCUGGGUCGGUGGUCGCACCAACAAGGCUGAGCAGACAGACCUGACGAGGCUGUUUGACAAGUACGUCCCCGGCUGUCUGGAGAUGAUAAUGGAAGGUGUCAUCGAUGGCAAGCAAGGCGAUAAGCUGCAGAUGAUCGUUCCUCUCACUGCUCUCAAUAUGGUGAACCAACUGAGCAGGAUGCUUGAUGCCCUCCUGAUCAAGGAACUGGGUGAGUCGGACGUCCUGGAAUGUUACUUCCUGGAGGCCUUGUACUGGUCCCUUGGUGCCGCCCUGGUGGAGGACGGGCGUCUCAAGUUUGACAGCUACAUCAAGAACAUCGCUUCCAUGCCAAGUAUCUCCGAUGAGAGCGUGGACGCAGGACCGGGAGAGUUACCCGGUGUUUUGGAGACAGUCUAUCAAUACUUCUUUGACAAGCAGACGAAUAAGUGGAUUCCAUGGGACAGAGUCGUUCCCAAGUACGUCCACGACCCUGAGAAGCGUUUCAACGAGAUCCUUGUGCCCACUGUCGACACUGUGCGUAACACCUGGGUCUUGGAGCAGAUGCUGUCCGUCAAGCAACCAGUCUUGUUUGUCGGUGACACCGGUACCUCUAAGACCGCUACCAUCCAAGACUUCCUUCGGAAUCUGGACCAGGACAGCCAUUUGAUCCUGUCCAUCAACUUCUCGUCUCGGACCACCUCCAUGGACGUCCAGCGUAACCUGGAGGCCAACGUUGAGAAGCGCACCAAGGACACGUACGGGCCGCCGCCCGGCCGACGCCUCCUCGUCUUCAUGGACGAUAUGAACAUGCCGCAGGUGGACGAGUAUGGCACGCAGCAGCCCAUCGCUCUGCUGAAGCUGCUGCUGGAGAAGGGGGGUAUGUACGACAGAGGGAAGGAUCUGAUUCUGAAGUACAUCAGGGACAUUGGCUUCUUGGCCUCUAUGGGCAAGGCUGGAGGAGGUAGGAAUGAGGUGGAUCCUCGUUUCAUCUCUCUCUUCUGCUCCUUCAACAUCACUUUCCCCUCGGAGGAGACCCUCAAUCACAUCUAUUCCUCCAUCUUGGCCGGCCAUUUUCAACCCUUCGAAGAUAGCAUCCAGAAACUGACCCCCAAGAUCACCCAAGCCACGCUUGACCUCUACAAGGUUAUUGUAAUGGACCUACCCCCUACCCCAUCAAAGUUCCAUUACAUCUUCAACCUUCGUGACCUGUCAAGGGUCAGUCAAGGCAUGCUGCUGACGACCCCCGAUCGUUUCUCCACCCCCAAGAGUUGCAUCCGAGUGUGGCGCAACGAAUGCCUCAGGGUGUUCCACGAUCGCCUCAUCAACCAACACGAUAAAGAUCUUGUGCAGGCUAUGAUCAAGAAUAUUAUAGACGAGCAUUUCCGUGAGCAUAAUGAGAACGCCAUGCGAGAGCCUCUCCUGUAUGGCGACUAUCGUACAGCUCUAGAUGGAGGAGAAGCCAGGCUCUAUGAAGAUAUACAGGAUUACGAUGCAGCUAAAGCACUCUUCCAAGAGAUUCUUGAAGAGUACAAUGACAGUAAUACCCCAAUGAACCUGGUUCUCUUUGACGAUGCCCUUGAUCAUUUGACCCGGGUUCACAGGGUCAUCAGGAUGGAUCAAGGUCAUGCCCUUCUUGUGGGAGUCGGUGGGAGUGGUAAGCAGAGUUUGACCAGGCUGGCCUCCUUCACGGCCGGCUGUGAGGUCUUUGAGAUCACCCUGAGCAGGGGCUACGACGAGAACAACUUCAGGGAAGAUCUGAAGAUCCUCUACAACAAACUGGGCAUUGAGAACAAGAAGGUCUCUUUCCUCUUCACCGACGCUCAUGUCGCACAAGAAGGUUUCCUUGAGCUAAUCAACAACAUGUUGACCUCAGGAAUGGUGCCAGCUCUCUAUGCCGAUGAUGAGAAGGAAGCGAUAGUGGGACAGAUGCGAGACGAAGCCACCAAACAGGGCUACCCACCCAUCCGAGAAGCCAUCUGGCAGUACUUCAUCACCAAGAGCAUCAACAACCUCCAUGUGGUCCUGGCCAUGUCUCCCGUGGGCGACACCCUCCGCACCCGCUGCAGGAACUUCCCCGGCCUCGUCAAUAACUGCAGCAUCGAUUGGUUCAUGGCCUGGCCCAAGCAAGCCUUGGAAGCGGUGGCCUCCGUGUUCCUCGGACAUGAAGAUGUGAAGAGCAUUCCGGAUGACAAGCGUACCAGCGUGGUAGACCAUGUCGUGUUUGUGCACCAGUCUGUGAGUGACUACAGCAAGCAGUUUGCUCUCAAGCUGCGUAGGAAUAACUAUGUGACGCCCAAGAACUACCUGGACUUCAUCAAUACAUACCUCAAGCUGCUGGAUGAGAAGGAUGAAUACAUUCUCUCUCAGUGCAAGCGUCUAGAGGGCGGUAUGGCCAAGCUCGUCGAGGCCAGCGUCCAGCUGAACGAGCUCAACGAGAAGCUGGCCGUGCAGAAGGUAGUCCUGAAGGAGAAGAACGAGGCCUGUGAGGUUCUUCUGGAGGAGAUCACGACCCGUACCGCUCAGGCCACCGAGAAGAAGUCAUUUGCCGUGUCCAAGGGAAAAGAAAUUGAGGUUCAGAGCGUAGUCAUCAAAGUAGAAAAGCAAGAUGCUGAGGAAUCAUUGGCAGAAGCCAUGCCUGCUCUAGCAGCGGCUAGAGAAGCUCUGUCAGAUCUGGAUAAAUCAUCCGUUACAGAAAUCAGGGCUUUUGCCAAGCCUCCCAAGGCUGUACAGAUGGUGUGUGAGUGCAUCGUGGUGCUGCGUGGUAUCCGAGAGGUCUCCUGGAAAUCAGCCAAGGGGAUGAUGGCCGAGGGCAACUUCCUCAAGUCACUCCAGGAGCUGGAUGUAGAUGGUAUCUCACAGACACAGGUGAAGACUGUGAGAAACUUCUUAAAGGACUUGGACACCACCUACGAAGACAUGAAGAGCGUCUCCUUUGCUGGGGCAGGUCUCUUCAAGUUUGUCACUGCUGUACUUGGUUAUUGCUCCGUAGCAAGAGAAAUCAAACCCAAAAGAGAAAAGGUGGCCAAACUGGAGAAGACAUUCUUCCAGGCCAAGAGGGACUUGGACCGCAUCAAUGCCGAGGUGAACUCCUUGGAACAGGAACUCAAGGACCUGGGCCAGAAGUACGAGAACGCCAUGUCGGAGAAGAAGACCCUUCAAGAAGAAGCUGAGAUCAUGGAGAGACGUCUUAUCGCCGCUGAUAAACUCAUCUCCGGUCUCGGCUCCGAGAAUGUCAGAUGGACCAAGGAUCUGGAGGACUUGCGUCAGCGCCGCAUCCGUCUCCUCGGUGACUGCCUGGUGUCCUCCGCCUUCCUGAGUUACGUGGGUGCCUUCACCUGGGACUUCCGUGAUCAGAUGGUGUACCAUGAUUGGCAGGAUGACAUCAGCGAUAGGGAGAUCCCCAUCAGUGACCCCUUCAAAAUAGAGAACCUUCUGACCGAUGAUGUCGAGAUCAGCAAAUGGGGAUCGGAAGGCUUGCCUCCAGAUGAGCUGUCUAUUCAGAAUGGUAUCCUGACCACCAGAGCCAGUCGCUUCCCUCUGUGUAUCGACCCUCAACAGCAGGCUCUUAACUGGAUCAAGAAGAAAGAGGAGCCUAACAAUCUCAAGGUGUGCACUUUCAAUGAUCCAGACUUCUUGAAGCAGCUUGAGCUGGCCAUCAAGUACGGCUUCCCUUUCCUCUUCCAAGACGUGGACGAGUACAUCGAUCCUGUCAUUGACAAUGUCCUAGAGAAGAACAUCAAAGGUGCUGCUGGCAGGGAGUUCAUCAUGCUUGGAGACAAGGAGGUAGAUUACGAUCCAAACUUCCGUCUCUACCUGGACACCAAGCUGGCCAACCCCAAGUACACACCAUCUGUCUUUGGCAAGGCUAUGGUCAUCAACUACACUGUCACACUCAAAGGUCUAGAAGACCAGCUGCUUAGUGUCAUCGUAGGCUUUGAGCGUAAGGAGCUGGAGGAGCAGAGAGAACGUCUGAUCCAGGAGACCAGCGAUAACAAACGACUCCUGAAGGAUCUUGAAGACUCCCUGCUUAGAGAACUGGCUACCUCCACUGGUAACAUGCUGGACAACGUGGAGCUGGUAUCUACUCUGGAGGAGACAAAGUCUAAAGCUUCUGAGGUGACAGAAAAGCUGAAACUGGCUGCCGCCACGGCCAUAGACAUUGACAAGCUUCGCGAUGGCUACCGACCGGCCGCCAAACGUGGAGCUAUCCUGUUCUUUGUCCUCUCUGAGAUGGCUCUGAUUAACAGCAUGUACCAGUACUCGCUGGCUGCCUUCCUGGAAGUCUUCCAGCUGUCACUCAAGAAGAGUUUACCCGAUUCCAUCCUGAUGAAACGACUCCGCAACAUCAUGGACACCCUCACGCAUAACAUCUACAACUAUGCUUGCACAGGUUUGUUUGAGAAGCACAAGCUGCUCUUCUCCUUCCAAAUGACCAUCAAACUGGAGCAGUCGGAGGACAAGUUGCCCCAGGAGGAGCUGGACUUCUUCAUCAAGGGCAACCUGUCCCUGGAGAAGAACCGUCGGGGGCGCCCUCACAAGUGGAUCCCCGAGCAGGGCUGGGAGGACGUCAUGAAGCUCAUGGAGCUUGCGGAUGUCUUCCACACUCUCCCUGAUGACCUGGAGAAAAAUGAGAAAUUCUGGAAGGAGUGGUACGACCAAGACGCACCAGAGCAGGUAGCCUUCCCUAUGAAAUACAAAGACGGUCUCACCAUGUUCCAACGCCUCCUUCUCCUGCGUUGCUUCCGCGUGGACCGCGUCUACCGUGCCAUCACAGACUUCGUCACGUCCUGCAUGGGCGAGAAGUACGUCACGCCUCCCGUUAUCAGUUUUGAGGCCAUCUUUGAGCAGAGUUCACCGCUGUCUCCGAUCGUCUUCAUCCUGAGUCCCGGCUCCGAUCCGGCCAGUGAUCUCACCAAGCUGGCCGAGAGGUCUGGCUUCGGUGGUAACAAGCUCAAGUUCCUCUCUAUGGGUCAAGGCCAAGAGAAGGUUGCUCUUCAACUGCUAGAGACAGCCAUAGCCAGGGGACAGUGGCUCAUGUUGCAGAACUGUCACUUGUUGGCCAAGUGGCUGCGUGAUCUGGAGAAGGCCCUGGAGAGGAUUGUCAAGCCUCAUCCGGACUUCAGACUCUGGCUGACCACCGACCCCACCCCAGCUUUCCCCAUCGGCAUCCUCCAGAGAUCCUUCAAGGUUGUGACUGAACCUCCCAACGGUCUCAAGCUCAACCUACGUAGCACCUUCCACAAGAUCUCCGCCCAGGUCCUGGAGGACUGCCCUCACGAAUCCUUCAAACCUCUGGUCUUUGUCCUAGCCUUCUUCCAUGCCGUGGUCCAGGAGAGACGCAAGUAUGGCAAGGUCGGCUGGAACGUUCCGUACGACUUCAACGAGUCGGAUUUCCGGGUGUGCCAGGAGAUCCUCAAUACGUACUUGACCAAAGCCUUUGAGCAAGGUGACACCAAGAUCCCUUGGAACAGCCUGAAGUACCUGAUUGGAGAGGUCAUGUACGGUGGCCGAGCCAUUGAUAACUUUGACAGACGUAUCUUGAACACCUACAUGGAUGAAUACAUGGGGGACUUCAUCUUCGAUACAUUCCAACCAUUCCACUUCUACAACAACGAGACGGUAGACUACUGCAUUCCAGAGUACGGACCCAAGGAUAAUUAUACACAACUGAUUGAAGGACUACCCCUGGCCAACACACCCGAGGUGUUCGGUCUUCAUCCCAAUGCUGAGAUCAACUAUUACACACAGGCAGCUAGAGAUAUGUGGGCACAACUGGUUGAACUUCAGCCUCAGACAGGUGACUCUGGCCAAGGGAUCAGUCGUGAUGACUUCAUUGCCGGCAUAGCAUCAGACAUCCAAGCCAAGCUACCUCAGCAGUUUGACCUGGACAAGAUCCGCAAGAAGUACGGCCUUGAGAUCUCGCCUACGACCGUUGUACUGCUGCAGGAGCUAGAGAGAUUCAACCGGUUGAUAGCCAGGAUGGCUCGCUCGCUGGCAGAGUUACAGAGGGCAUUGAAGGGAGAAGUUGGUAUGAGUAACGAGCUUGACAACGUGGCCCGAGCACUCUUCAACGGUCAGAUCCCUCAGAUCUGGAUCAAACUGGCUCCAGACACUCUCAAGUCGCUCGGAAACUGGAUGCUGCACUUCCAACGACGCUUCAACCAGUACACAACAUGGGUGAAUGAAGCUGAACCACCGGUCAUGUGGCUCAGUGGUCUUCACAUCCCAGAGUCGUACCUGACCGCGCUGGUUCAAGCCACGUGCCGUAAGAACGGCUGGCCACUCGACAAGUCGACCCUCUAUACGUCCGUGACUCACUACGUCACCCCUGAUGAGGUCACGGAGAGGGCACAUUCAGGUUGCUUUGUGACUGGACUCUACUUGGAGGGUGCGGCCUGGGACGUUGAUGAGGCGUGUCUGAUGAGGCCACGCCCUAAGGUUCUCAUUCAGGAGUUGCCCAUCCUCAAAGUGAUCCCUAUUGAAGCGCACAGACUCAAACUACAGAAUACAUUCCGUACGCCGGUAUACACCACGUCUCAGCGUCGUAACGCCAUGGGUGUAGGUUUGGUGUUUGAGGCAGAUCUUGCUACGUCUGAACACACUUCACAUUGGGUCUUACAAGGAGUGUGUCUGGUGCUUAACGCUGAUUAGGAUUAACACCACUGUCUAAACACCAAUUAAAAAUUAACUACAAGGUUUAUGUGUGGUACUCAACACCAAUUAGAAUUAAAAGUCUACUGUCUAAACACCAAUGAAAGAUUACCUAAAAGAUUUAUGUGUAGUACUUGACUUUAAUCAGAGUUAAAAGUCUACUGUCUAAACACCAAUGAAUGAGUGCCUGCAAGGACAGUGUCUUGGGCUUGAUAUAGAUUAGGAUUAAAACCACUAUCUGAACACUAAUGACUGAUUGCAUAGAACAGCAUUAACAUUUAUAUCAUAUAUUCAGAUGAUGGCCAAGUACAUAUCUUACCAAUAUGAUUUACUCUUUUAUCAACCAUGAUUAGUAAAUGUAGGGAUUCCUAGCUACUACUUUUGGGUCUAAACCAUAUAUUUGCCAUAUCCAUAUGGUAUUGUGAUGUUCACAAAUUCUGUACUCACAUCUAUAGCUACGUUCUCUUUUGAAUGAUAUGUCUUUAUGCAACCGUCUCUGAAGUAUACUAAAAUUGAUUAGCAGUUCAUCUGCACUGCACUAUCAGGUGUAACUUAUCAAAACUUACUUGUUCCGAUGAAACUUAUUUGUAUGUUAAAUUUCUUUAAUAUGUAUAUAUAUAUAUAUAUAUAUAUAUAUAUAUAUAUAUAUGCUUGUAUACCAAUGACAUAUGUAAUAUACUACUGCAUAGAUCUAUGUAUAUAUUCCGUCCAUGAUUACUGUUAUAUCCAUCCAACAAUAACCUUGAAUUUUACAUGAUAUCAAAAGUUUUACAAGUUCUUGUUUCACAAUAAAUUCAUGUUGAUUGCGAUACUUAUAAAAUAUGUUCAUAUGCAUGUAUAUUCCAUCCAUACGAAUGAGAAUGUGAAAGCCAUUCACCUUGAAUACUUAAACGGUUUUAAAAAAAUUGACCAAUGCUUUUUCUUGACGGUUGCUUAUUGACAAUUUUGCUAUGCAUGUUUAUUUUUCUCAUGUACUUAUGUAAUGUAUACACUUCUAUUCCAUCCGUUCAAAUAAGUGUUUUUAUUCUGAUUUCCUUGAAUACUAAAUUAUUUGUCAUUUUUCAACUGCU
This is a messenger RNA of Strongylocentrotus purpuratus (purple sea urchin), 15187 nucleotides long. RefSeq names its product dynein heavy chain 10, axonemal. Lineage: Eukaryota; Metazoa; Echinodermata; Echinoidea; Camarodonta; Strongylocentrotidae. Gene Ontology annotation, molecular function: minus-end-directed microtubule motor activity; dynein light intermediate chain binding; ATP hydrolysis activity. The coding region runs from base 135 to 14117 and encodes 4660 amino acids. Gene Ontology annotation, biological process: microtubule-based movement. Gene Ontology annotation, cellular component: axoneme; dynein complex. The record is from RefSeq and is a predicted model, not a curated record. The transcript is spliced from 72 exons.